This is a messenger RNA of Anoplopoma fimbria (sablefish), 1679 nucleotides long. RefSeq names its product guanine nucleotide binding protein (G protein), alpha 14a (gene gna14a). Gene Ontology annotation, molecular function: GTPase activity; G protein-coupled receptor binding; guanyl nucleotide binding. Bases 32 to 1096 code for a protein of 354 amino acids. The record is from RefSeq and is a predicted model, not a curated record. Gene Ontology annotation, cellular component: heterotrimeric G-protein complex. The transcript is spliced from 7 exons. Lineage: Eukaryota; Metazoa; Chordata; Actinopteri; Perciformes; Anoplopomatidae. Gene Ontology annotation, biological process: phospholipase C-activating dopamine receptor signaling pathway; action potential; adenylate cyclase-modulating G protein-coupled receptor signaling pathway.
UAAUUGGAUAGAGAGCUGGUCAGUGUGAACGAUGGCUGGAUGCUGUGUGUCGGCGGAGGACAAAGAGAACCAGAGGAUCAACGAGGAGAUCGAGAAGCAGCUGCGGAGAGACAAGAAGGACUCUCGCAGGGAGCUGAAGCUGCUGCUGUUAGGUACUGGAGAGAGUGGAAAGAGUACCUUUAUCAAACAAAUGAGGAUUAUCCAUGGAGGAGGAUACACAGAUGAGGACAAGAAGAGCUACGCCAAACUGGUCUACCAGAACAUCUACACCUCCAUGCAGUCCAUGACCCGAGCCAUGGAGGCGCUUAGUAUUUCUUUUGCUGAUCCCCAGAACCAGAGCCAUGCCAACUCAGUUCUGGAGGUGGAGGUGGAUAAGGUGGAGGAGUUCGAUCAAAGCCUUGCGGUGGCCAUCCGGAGUCUGUGGGACGAUGCAGGGAUCCAGGAGUGCUACGACAGACGCAGAGAAUACCAGCUGUCCGACUCCACCAAAUACUAUCUCACCGACCUGGAUCGAAUUUCUGAACCCUCUUAUAUACCUGACCUGCAGGACAUCCUCAGAGUCCGAGUGCCGACCACAGGAAUCAUCGAAUACCCCUUUGACAUGGAGAAUGUCAUCUUCAGGAUGGUGGAUGUGGGGGGCCAGAGGUCAGAGAGGAGGAAAUGGAUCCACUGCUUCGAGAACGUCACCUCCAUCAUCUUCCUGGUGGCGCUCAGCGAGUACGACCAGGUGCUGGCUGAGUGCGACAACGAGAACCGUAUGGAGGAGAGCAAGGCUCUGUUCAAAACCAUCAUAACUUAUCCGUGGUUCCAGCGUUCCUCUGUCAUACUGUUCCUCAACAAGACCGACAUCCUCAAGGAGAAGAUCCUGCACUCUCAUGUAGCCACCUACUUCCCUGAAUUCACAGGACCUCAGCAGGAUCCGACAGCUGCUCAAGAGUUCAUCCUGAAAAUGUACCAAGAACAAAACCCGGACAAAGACAAGACGAUGUACCCUCACUUCACCUGCGCCACAGACACCGAAAACAUCCGCUUCGUCUUCGUUGCCGUCAAAGACACCAUCCUCAGACACAACCUGAAGGAGUUCAAUCUGGUGUGAGGAGGAGCAGGAGGACAGACAUGAGGAGAGCCAAGAUAGGAGAAUUACUUAAAACAAAACUUUACCUGGCUCGUUUCUUGGCUGUUUAAACAGAGAACAAUUAUAUUCACUAAAAAGAUAUAUGGUUUUCUUUAAUACAAAGGUUUAAACAUUUUUCAUUUUUUGUGCCUGUAAAAAUCCAGCAAAAGAGAAUGCAAACAUGUAACGGUCAUACCCAAGCUACCGUUUUUCUUAUUGUGUUUUGUGUACUGUAGUUCCCAUUCCGGCCUUUUAGAAAAUGUGCUGUAAGAAAAUGACACUUUGCAGUAGAAGUAAGAAUGUGGAAUUUAUUGUGAAGUAAUAUUGUUGACAUAUUGUGUGGGCUACUUAUUUUAUUACUAUUAAAAAAAGUUAGCAGAAAUAGGAUCCAAGUAUACAAUUUCUGUGCAAUAGCAGUAAAGUCCCUUUAGUCCUGAGUUUUGUGAUUGAAUAUUGUGUAGAUUUCUUUUUCUAACAGCUUUUGCCUGCAAGUGCCUUAUUUACUCAGGACAGUCAGCACAGCCACCGUGUGUUUAGAUGUAAAUAAUCCAAGUUGUGCUCUGGA